AUGAUGCAAGAUAUGUGGAACGCUCCGCCAGGGUUCAGACCCACCAAAUCGGCGCCGUCAUCGCCAUUAAAACCUCUGGGUGCUGGGGUAUUGAGGACUCGGUCUGAGUCGUUUAAUUUGAAUCCAACUCGAUCCGAGUCAAUGAUUUCAAACUUGACUCGGUCUGACUCGUUGAACUCGAACUCAACUCGAUCUGAAUCUUUCCAUGUUACCCAUAAGGUCCCAGUCGGUGAUUCUCCUUAUGUCAGAGCGAAAAACGUUCAAUUGGUAGAGAAGGAUCCGGAGAGGGCGAUUCCGUUGUUUUGGGCAGCCAUUAACGCCGGAGAUAGAGUGGAUAGUGCUCUGAAAGACAUGGCGAUUGUUAUGAAACAACAGAAUCGAGCAGAAGAAGCCAUUGAAGCGAUUAAGUCGUUGCGAAGAAGAUGCUCAGAUCAAGCUCAAGAGUCUCUCGAUAACAUCCUUUUAGAUCUCUACAAGAGAUGCGGAAGAUUGGAUGACCAAAUCGGAUUAUUAAGACACAAAUUGUUCUUAAUCCAACAAGGAAUGGCCUUCAAUGGGAAACGAACAAAAACAGCAAGAUCUCAAGGAAAGAAAUUCCAAGUGUCAGUCGAACAAGAGGCAACUCGGCUACUCGGGAAUUUGGGGUGGGCGUUGAUGCAACAGAACAACUACAUUGAAGCAGAAGAUGCAUACAGGAGAGCUUUAGUGAUAGCGCCUGACAACAACAAGAUGUGUAAUUUAGGGAUUUGUUUGAUGAAACAAGGGAGGCUCGGAGAAGCUAAGGAUACUUUAAGGUUAGUGAAACCUGCGGUGGUGGAUGGGCCACGUGGGGUGGAUUCACAUCUGAAAGCAUACGAAAGAGCUCAACAGAUGUUACGUGAUUUGGAAUCAGAGAUGAUGAAUAGCGGCGGAGAUAGAGUUGAACAGCGGAAACUGUUCGAUGCUUUCUUGGGUUCUUCAGCACUUUGGCAACCUCAACCUUGCAAAGAACAUUUAUCUUCUGCACCUGUACCUGUUUCAAACAAAAAAACCGAAGAUGGUUUUGGUGAUGAGAAUAAAAAACCGGUGGUGGUGGUGGGCCCACCUGGGAUUCUCAAUCCUAAUUCCAAUUCCAAUUCAAAUUCGAAUUCGAAUUCGAAUUCUAAUUCUAAUUCUAAUUCACUGAAUAUCGAUGCUAAGCCUUUUUACGUGAAAACCGGUGAAAAUGCGGCGGAGGGGCUAAAGAGAACGAGGUCAGUGAACGGAGAAAAAGACGCCGGAGAAAUGGAGGUGAAGGCGAGAAGGAAAUCAGGGUCGCCGGAGAAAAACGACUGGAGUGGGCUUUUGCCGGAUAGUAAGGAUUUUGAGGAGGCGAUUCUUGCGGCGGUUUUGGGUUCCACGACGACGACGACUGAACCGGAGAAGAUGAAGAUUGAGACAGGAAAGGUUGUUGGGAGGAAAAUUGAGAAGAGGUUGAAGGUUUUUCAAGAUAUUACUUCGACUCUUAGUCCAAGAGCUUGAAGAACUGAAGAUGAUUACUGACUUUUUAAUUUAAUGGAAUAGGAUGAUGAUGGAGAAGAUAGACUUGUUCUUCUCUCACUGUGGUUGGGUGAUUUGGUUUGGUGUUAGUUGUUGGAGUGUUUGUGCACCCAACUCAUGUUUUUUUUUCUUUGUUUAACUUAAUUGAAAAUUUGCCUUCACAAUGUAGGCGAUAGUUUAAAACAAUAAGCAUUGUAUCAAUCUUAUUUAUAUGAAUGCAAAUCAUGAUGAUGAGUCUCA
Messenger RNA from Lactuca sativa (garden lettuce), 1758 nucleotides. Its product is annotated as Tetratricopeptide repeat (TPR)-like superfamily protein. The record is from RefSeq and is a predicted model, not a curated record. Gene Ontology annotation, molecular function: protein binding. Lineage: Eukaryota; Viridiplantae; Streptophyta; Magnoliopsida; Asterales; Asteraceae.